ACCUGUACCUUGCUGCGCAUGCGCUACACAUCUAAUACGAUCAACAACACGUGCUUCAAGGUAAAAUAGGUCUUAUGCAUCGGACAUCGUAACUGCCGCUAUUGCGAUCAUGAAUCUCGCUUUCCCUUCAAACUUGGUUCGGCCGAACUUGCCUCUGAGGAGACCUUCCACCGGCCCAGCGGUUCCACGUGCUGCGUCGCCAUCUUCAGGACGGAGCGCGCUGCUCCCUACACCUGUACGCCCGGCCUUAAUCAGCAAUGUACCAGAUAUUUUCCCAUCACCGGGUAGCCUUAUGAAUCCACCUGACAGUAGAGAUGAGAUUGCUAUUGCCCACACAACCCCAACAAUGACUGUGUAUUUCUGCAACUUCUGUGGACAACAAGGAAAUUCCCACUGUAAGCGAUGUAAGACGACUGCCUAUUGCUCAGCUGUUUGUCUGACGCAGGACUGGAACUCACAUAAACACAUUUGCAAGGGCAUUGAAGCUGAACUGACAAAAGACAAAACCCUCAACAAUAGUGUCUCACCAGCCUCAGGUGACAAACCUGGUGAUCCAAAUCAUACUGACACAGCCGGCAUCCAGAGAGUCUAUAUGAAGGAUUUACAUUCAAAAGUUAUCAAAGGAACAGAAAUCCAGGCAGUGGUUGUUGAGUUUCAUAGCCCUAGCCGCUUCUUCAUUAUUGCCCAAAGCAAUGAGACUCUUGAGGCUCUUCAAAUGAUAAGCAUAGAGCUCCAGAAAACCUACAGCAUUCCAACUGCGACUGCACACACACCUGUUGUGGAUGAGGUGUGUGCUGUGCAGUACUCCUGUGAUAUGAACUGGUAUCGAGGACUUGUCCAAAACUUGGCUGCUGACCAGAACACUGCUCAUGUCCUUUAUAUUGACUUUGGCAAUGAGGAAAAAGUCCCUUUUGAACGAAUUAAGCCUCUGACUGCUAAGCUGCAGCAGUUUGGUCCUUGUGCAAUUGAGUGCUGUAUUGCUGAAGUGGUGCCAGCUGCUGAUGCUUGGUCAGGCAAAUGUUGUAUAGCCGUAAGACAGCUGUUGGAAGGAAAGACUCUCACUGUGAAGAUGUUGGACUCAGUGGACAAAGGCCAUGUCCAUGCAGUAGACAUAGUGCUUUCUAGGGGAAAUACUUUGAGCUCCUUUCUUUUGGAGCAUGAAUAUGCCAUAAAGGAAGAAAUCAACAAAACACCAAGAGAACAAGACAUAAGUACUAACAAAACAUCUGCCAUGGUAAGCGCAUCUAUGGAAAAUUUUAAAUGUAACUUAAAUGGCAAAGAUGACAACUUGUGGGCUCAGGUCCCAGAGCCCCUUACGCAGGCAGUGGGUGACUCCUUCUUGGUUGUUGUCACCCACUUUCAAUCACCUGAAAAAAUAGUUGUACAGAAAGUAGAUAAUGCUGGAGUUGUACAGGAUUUACAAAUGAAGCUAAGAGAGCACUGUAGCCAAAUGCCUGUGUCAAGUAAUUUCAGACCAGCUCCUGGAACAGUUUGCUGUGCCCUAUUCUCCGAGGACAAGCAGUGGUACCGGGCUAAAAUACUUGCCUAUUCAUCAGAAGAACUUGUCUGUGUUGGGUACCUGGAUUUCGGCAACUCAGAAGAUGUAAAUUUAAACAAUUUGCGCCCGAUUGCUCGGUUUCUACUGGAUACACCAAUGCAGGCUAUGACUUGUGGUUUAGCGGGUGUACAGCCAGUUGGAGAGAACUGGUCAGAAGAGUGCUUACUUGCUCUGCAGAGAAGAGUCUCAAACCGCAUUCUGCGCAUUGAAAUCCAGGGUCCUCACGAAGGCAAAGCUUUGGUGACAAUUAUUGAUGAGACCAGCGAUCCACAGGCUAACAUAGCAGAGUUGCUGAUUGCGGCUGGUUUUGCAGCACCUGCUGUAGUUAACGGCGACACUGAUCAGCUAACAGAGGCAUCACUUCCUACUCAAGAAGUGCCUGAGUGUAGCUCGGCUCCAGAACCUCUGGUGUGGACUUGUACUGAACUUCCCCCUGAAGGCCAAACAGUGACACUGCAAGUCCUUUGGGUGGAGAGCCCUAGCAAAUUCUUCUGCCACAUUGACAAUCCUAAAGACAGUGAGCUUUUAAAGACACUAGAAGCAGAGUUGAAGCCUUAUUGUGAGGCAGAGUCUUCAAACUUUGAUCCAAAAUUGGGAGAGCCUUGCUGUGCCAUUUUACCUGAUAAUGACAAGUGGUUUCGGGCUCUGGUGAAGCAGUUGUUUGAGGACAAAGUUAUGGUUGUACUUGUAGAUUACGGUUAUUGUAUCAGUGUGAAGAAGAGCGAUCUAAGACCUAUUACAGCCAAAUUCCUGACACUACCCUUCUUGGCAGUACCCUGCUGGCUUGCAGGUGUGGAGCCCUGGGGCUCAGAGUGGACCAGUGAAGCCCUCCUGUGGUUCCAGACUCAGGUUCAGGGUGAGGCUCUCCCAGCACGUGUGCUCUCUGUCACUGAAGAUGGUUAUGGUGUUGAGCUGCAGAGCAAAGGCCGAAGUGUGGCUGCCACCCUAAUCUCAGAGCUUUUGGCCAAAUUUUCUGGGGAGAAAGGGAAGCAAGAGGCUGCUUUGACUUCAGACAUACAGAAUGAAAGCGCUUUGGAGAACAGGCAAGAGCAAGUGCCUAGCAAAGCUGCUCCAGAGCGGAUACCAGAUGCUUCUCCAUCUCAGGUUGAAGAGACAUCAUUUCCUGUGGACUGGAAAACCAUAGUGCUGCCAGUCAAUCAGACCUUUCAGCCUUGUAUUGCUGCUGUAUCCAACCCAUCUCUUUUCUAUCUAUUCGGCCGUAGACAAGUUGGUGAGGAGCAGCUUCAAGAAAUGAUGCUUCAGUUGGCUCAACACUGCAACAGUCAGGUUUCUCAGCCAUCUGUUACAGGCAAACCUGCUACUGGAGCUGCAUGCUGUGCCCGCUUCUCUGAUGAUAAUAACUGGUACCGUGCAGUGGUUCUGGAGGUCUGUGAUCAAGAGGCGAGUGUCAUCUAUGCAGACUAUGGGAACUCUGAGAAGGUGUCACUGUCAGAUAUUUUGCCCAUCCCAGCCAGUUUCCUCCAGCUACCUUUUCAAGUCACUCGAUGCAGUCUUGUUGGUAAAGCUAAUUUCCCGGUGGAGUGGUCAGAGGAUGUGCUGCAGAUGUUUCUGACUGUUUUACAGCAGGGUGUCCUUGCCACAGUCCAGUCAUUUGAUGGUGAUUCUAAUGUGCUCUCUCUGUCCCUGCCCACUGAGAGUGGAGGUGGGCUCGUGGAGGCCAUGAUUUUAGAUGCUCUACAGGCACAUUCAAAGAACACAACUGCUCCAGUCCCCAAUACUACACUUGCCAGCAGUGUGUCCAACGCUGAUGAUAGAACUGAGAAAGGUCCAGAGCUCAGUGUGCCCCCCGAAACCAACAAAUGUGAAAGCAGAACUACCACCCAGGAGAUCCAGCUGCCUCUGCCACCAGCACCUCUGGGCACAAGCACAGAGGCAGUACAUGAGAAUCCAGUUCAGAGAAUUCUCAGACACAUGGAACCACCCUGCACAACUGACCCAAAGACUCGAGAUGCAUUAGCUUCCAGUUGCUGCUGUCAGAGUUUGAAGAAUAAGAUGGAUCAACUGGAACAGAUCAUGCAAGUGCAGCUUUCCCUCAUCAAGAAACUGAUUGCGGAUACAAAAUAGUGUUGUUUAUUUUAACUUAUCUGCUUAAGAAUAGUUCCUUUUUACAGUAGCCUAAAUGCUUGAACCAUGUGAUUUUAAUUUGUUCCUUUUUUAAUUUUAUCAUCAACAUUUUAGUCACAUUUUAUAUUGGGCUCUGUUUAACUGUGAAUGCCUGUUUAAUGAAUGUUACGCUUGAUAAGUUGGUCUGUUACAUAAUUGAGCUGCGAGUUCUUCAUGUAGGCCUACUUUAAGUCUCUUGCGCACACGCAUUAGCCUACUUCUCUGUUAAGUCAUAUCAUCGGUUACAGCGGUAUGACCCAGCUUCAUUUGUUUGACACAUGUUCACGACUUUUCAUUAAAAAAAAA
Molecule: messenger RNA, 3988 nt
Organism: Boleophthalmus pectinirostris (great blue-spotted mudskipper)
Lineage: Eukaryota; Metazoa; Chordata; Actinopteri; Gobiiformes; Gobiidae
Gene: tdrd1
Product: tudor domain containing 1
Exons: 26
Coding region: 110-3643 (1177 amino acids)
Source: RefSeq, a predicted model, not a curated record